GGAAAAUGGAUCGACUAACGCUUUGAGGGAUGAAAGAUCAUUUUUGUGCUUAACCCUUUCUGCACCGAGAUCUGCGAACAAUCGAGCAGAAGAUGAUGCGCCAGGUGACAAGCAGUGACUUCUGCAUGAAUAGCAGGCCGUCAUGCCUUGCAGAGGACGGCCACCACCCUGCCUCCCACUUUGACCUGUGCACCCAGGCCAACAAGUUCUACCCUCCUCCUCCUCCAUCGGCCCUCCAGAUGACGCUGGCUCCCAUGACCUUACCUGCUCAGAGCCACAAGCCCAUGGUGUGCCAGAGACAGGAAGUGCUCGGGAGUUCGCCUGGAAAAAUACCCAGCAUUAAAAGCACUGAUCAAGCGCCGGAUGACGGCAAGAAGAAGAACAAGGCUGCCGGGAAGACCGGCAGACGCGGGAGGCCUUUGGGAACCACCAAGCUUGCUGGAUACAGAACCAGCACAGGGAGGCCCCUUGGCACCACCAGAGCCGCUGGCUUCAAAACGAGCCCAGGAAGGCCGCUGGGUACAACCAGAGCGGCAGGGUACAAGGUCAGCCCCGGACGGCCCCCGGGUAGCAUCAAGGGUCUCUCUCGCCUCAACAAACUGGCUUAUGGUAGCACCUGCAGCGGGGCGGCUUUCCCCUAUCCGCUACCACACAAGGAAAUCCUCUGUGAACCUUCCUGCAAAGAGAAGACCGCUAAUGAGUAAAAGGCUCGACUCUGUUUCCACUCACCCUCCAUCCACUGAAUAAGAGACGCAUGUGUACAGGUUUCCUGCCAGAUAUUGGGGGUGAUUGUAAUCUCUCCCAGUCUGCUGUGAGGCUGAGAAGAGGAGAUUUUUUAUUCUAUGUGUUGGUGUCAUCUGUGUGCCUGCCACCUGAUAUAACACUGUUAGUAUUCCAGUGCUGGAGAUCUUUUGUGUGUGAAAGAUUUCACGACACACAGCUCAAUCUGUGUUCUUGGGGGAAAAUAAUAUCAGAUGUAUUGAGCAAGGGGCUUUUAUCUUUCUAGCAACUGUAGUGGAAGGUCAACUUAAAUUUUUAGUGUGCUUUAUGUAGCAUUUUAACACCACAGGAUGAUCGAGACAUUGUUUUAUUACUGUAAACAAAGGAGACCAUCACGGGAAGACCAAUUGGUUGGGCAGCAGCACAAAACAAAGACAAAGUUUAAUUUUUUAGUGUUUAUCCCACUACAGUUUGAAUAACACAUUGGAUAAUGUUGUCGGAUAUUCGCUCUUGUAAUCUUGUUACAUAAACAAACAUGUGCAAAGCAAGAAAGGAGGAAAAAGAGGGACAAAAAUUGUCUUUGCAACAGGAAAGUUUGUUGAAAUGUGGUCUUUAAUUUAAAAAGCAAAAUGCUAUAUGUAGCACUUUUUAUGGGUCACAUUUGUAAAACAGGAGGCAUCUCACUGGAUUCAAACAGCUGGGGGUCAAGUGCCUUGCUCAGUGGCACUUCAAAGACAGAUAUACAGAUAAUCCUCCAAUGCUAACCAGCACCCCGAAACUGAAAUCCAAUUACUCCAAAUUUCUCCACUCGGCUCCAGAACCAACACUAAAAAACAUGCUUACGAUGUCGUACUGUUCACUCUAUUAAUGCCACCACGGGAAAUGUCUUCAUAUUAUUUGCAUGCAAAUGUCAUCAAAGCAACUGAGUCAAGUUACAGAUUGUUGUGAGGAAUAACAAUGUUGUCCAAGUUUUUUUUACUUAAGGUAUAAAACUAAAAAAAAAUCAUAAACAUUGAAAGCAAUUUAGUUCACCUCCUGAUUUUCUUGCUAAAAAUGGACCCAUGUUGACUGUGAUAGAUCACCAUAGAAAAAUUGUUAGUGGGCAAUCAUUUGGAUGAACUUUGUUCGUAUAUUCUGCUUGAUGCUGGAUACAUUACAGUACAAUUUGAGGUAGUUGUCAUCCACUAGACAGUUUAACCCCUUUUUUACAGAAGUCUCACUGCAGAAACUGGACAUUUGUGUGUUUACUUCCUUUAGAAAUGUUAUUUUUUCCAGCUUCCCUAAAGGCUGGGUAUCAUGUAAAAAAGUGUCAUUACUGAACUAUGAGUUCUGCGGCAGAUACCAAAAUGAUACAUUUCAGAACUCACUUUGUUUUUUUUUGGUUUUUUAAAUUUUCUAAAAAACCUCACUUAUUUCUGUUAAACAAAACACCCCAAACAUUUUAGCUUUAAUUUUGUCUCAACAUAAAGCAGCUGCAAAAGAACUUUGCUGAAAUCUGAUUUAAUCAAGAAAUAUCUGAUAAAAGAUUAACUAAACAAAAAUCAGGUGAAACGUUCCAGCUUUUAAUACCUAAAGGAUUUUUUCAAUGCAUUUUGUUGUGUUCUAAAAAAAACUCACAAAACCAGCUCUGUAUCUUGCCCUUAUUUCUAAAAUAUUUAAUUUUGCGGUUAGAAAUGAUCAGAUCUGAUCAAAAUUUGAGAUCUUUGUUUAAAUGUCCCCAAGGUCUGUAACAAAAUUUGGUCUUAUUAGGUCAAUCUUGUACUUUUGUGACAGUCUUAAUACACACAUGUGCUGUACAUCAAGUAAAUUGCUUUUCUUUGAAAGGGUCACCUUGUAAAAUUAUUUUGUCACAUUGUAGGAAAAGUCUGUCACCCAAAGAAUUACUGUGUAUCUUUUGUGUAAUACUUUUAAACAACAGGUUGAUUAAGGAUUAUGAUUCAUAUAGUUAACAGUCUAGUCAUAAAACAAAACCCAAAAAAACAACCUCAAACUUUCUUUUUUAAAAACACAUUCAUUUGAAGUGAUAUUUGUGUGACAGACAUUUACCCCUGUUUUCCUUUGCAAAAAGAAAACAGGUUUUGAUUUGCAUUUUAAUGCUGAAUCAUAAACAAAUGAGACCAUCACUGACAAUCACUGCUGGCCUCUAUUCUGAGUUUUUACCAAUCCAAUCAACAGAAUUAAUAUUGGCAUUGUACAUUUCUGCAAACAACAGAUAUGAUACAUUUCACAUGAAGCAGACAUGUUGAAAGUGUAUGUUUAUUAAUUUAAAAUUGAUGUUGUGACAAGCUGUGGUUAAAAUGGGGUUAAGUGUAGGCACAAAAACCACUGGAUUAGGGUUAGGAAAACAUAUUUUUGCUUGUAUGAAUAUCUUGAUUGUCAGCUACAAACACCGCUGGACAUCUCCUGAACUACUGUUAAAAAAUACUCCCCUUUGUUGUGAAAACUGGGCCAGCGUUGUCCUGAACUUGCAUUAAAAAAGACCUUCUUUUGAAAAAAAAAAAAAAAAGAUCUGUAUUUGUUGCUACAGUGUAGCCGGACAUGUCCUGAACUUGUGUUAAAAAAGUCCUUCUUUUGUUGGUCUUGAACAGUCAGAUGCUGCUGUUUGCUGCUCUGCAGCUGUCUGGUGUUACACCAUCCACUCCCAAAGUCCCAGCCUCCCAAAAACACAUAGUCUGAACUAUGUCAUGCAUAUAAAACAUACAAAUGUAAUCAAUCUGUGGUUUAUAGGAACAUACAAUGCCAACAUUUUAUUCUGGCAACUUGUCUCGUUGGUUUUUACACUGUGAACCACCAGGUACAGUUGGUGGGAAAUGUGCAGACAGGGGGCGCUGUUUCUGUCGAAGUAACUUUAAGUUGAAGUUAUAUCAGAAACAGAGGGAAGCAGUAAAAUCACCUCCAUUACACUGAACAGCCUAAAUAAAUCUGAAGAGAAAAGAACAUUGAACCUGGAGCACUUAAAACCACUAUCACAGCUGUGAGACAGACCAUCUCAAUCAUGGUCUCAUUUGUUUACAACCAUCACACUAAAGAUUUUAAGAAUUAUGUAUUGAUGUUUUGUUUUGUUUGAAAUCGUACAUUGAUCUUUUAAAUUUUGAUUUUAACAGUGAGUUCAAAUGUUGUUAAUGUUGCUAUUUAUUAUUUGGUUUUAGGUACAUGACAUUAGCCCCGUAGAUCACUUAAAUCUGACUGUUUGGAAAGUUGGUGUUUUUUGUGAAAUGCUAAAGUAAAAUAAUUUAAUGCAGACAGAGUUGAAAGAUUUAGUAGUUUAGGGUUUGAUAUUUGACAUUUCACAACAUGCUUAAUUUAUAGUAAAUAUGGCAGAUUACAUAGAGUCAAAUAAGAUCCACUGUUUGGCGAUUUGACUAUGUGUCACAAUAUUGUAUUCAAAUUUUUAUCAUUUUGAUUUUUUGGUAUUAUUCAUACAAAGACAUUUCAACUCCUGAGAGUGAAGAAAUAGUGUAGCUCUCUCAGGAUGAAAUUAUAAAUUGUUACAUUUUGGUGCAAUAAUCUGUUGUACGUAUGUAUUGUACUGUGGAAACUUUGAUACUAUCACUUUUUAUUAUCGUUGUAUUUUUAUACUGGUGUACAAGGCCUUCUAUCACUUGUUUUGUUGAUGUGUGUCGUGUUAACAGGAUACAGAAAUGUCACAUACAAGCAUCCUUUUCAUCCUCCUUUACCAAAGAAUAUGACGUUAUCUAACUGUAGGCA
Plectropomus leopardus (leopard coralgrouper) is the source of this 4428-nucleotide messenger RNA. It is a transcript of the gene c15h5orf24, whose product is annotated as chromosome 15 C5orf24 homolog. Lineage: Eukaryota; Metazoa; Chordata; Actinopteri; Perciformes; Serranidae. The record is from RefSeq and is a predicted model, not a curated record.